This is a messenger RNA of Coffea arabica (coffee), 2513 nucleotides long. Its product is annotated as pentatricopeptide repeat-containing protein At3g09040, mitochondrial. The record is from RefSeq and is a predicted model, not a curated record. Gene Ontology annotation, molecular function: protein binding; RNA binding. Gene Ontology annotation, biological process: RNA modification. Lineage: Eukaryota; Viridiplantae; Streptophyta; Magnoliopsida; Gentianales; Rubiaceae.
ACAGAAAGUUGUACAUGUUUUUUGAAGGGAAAAUAUUUCAAGGAAAAUUAACAUGCAUAAUUUUCUACGUUCGCUCCAGUCAACUAGACUUCUGCAACUUAGCUCCAUAGCUAUUAUCAGAUCAAAAAUAUUGUCUUCAAACCAUAGAUACUGCUCAAUUACCAUAAAUGGCUCAGUUGGCAGCAAGGAUGAUGAGGAUGCCUACGUUUCCAUGCUACGAAAGUGCAUUGAUGCCUCAAAUUUGAGAAAUGCAAAGGCAAUCCAUGCAAAAAUCUUCAAAGGGGAUAUUUGUGGUUCCUCAUGGCUCUUUCUGGGCAACCAUCUGAUCAAUGCGUAUGCAAAAUGUGGUGAAACUUGUGAUGCUCUUCAACUGUUUGAUGAAAUGCCCCAGAAGAAUGUGGUUUCUUGGACAGCCCUCAUUGCAGGCUUUGAGCAAAAGGGUUUGUCUGCGGAGUCUUUUUCUCUGUUUAAGCAAAUGGGUGCGAGUGGAAUGAGGGCGAAUGAGUUUACCUUGGUCAGUGCUCUCCAUGCCUGCAGUGCUGCGGAUUUUCUGGGUGUAGUACAUGUUUAUCAAGUUUAUGGUUUGAUAAUCAGGCUUGGAUUCGAGUCUAAUGUUCACUUACUGAAUGCUUUUUUGGUGGCAUUGAUGAGGCAUCGCAGAUUGAGUGAAGCUUUCGAGGUGUUUGAGGAGAGUCAUCAUAGGGACAUUGUCAGUUGGAAUACUAUAAUAGGUGGUUACUUGCGGCUUUCUUGCAGGGAAAUUCCAGGCUUUUGGGUUAGAAUGAUUUCAGAAGGCAUAGUUCCGGAUGGAUUUACCUUUGCCAGUGUACUAACAGGGUUGGCUGAGCUUUUGGAUUUUGAAAUGGGAGUUCAAGUACAUGGGAAGCUUGUGAAGUCUGGUCAUGGAAGUGAGAUGUGUGUUGGGAAUGCCUUGGUUGAUAUGUACCUAAAAAAUCGGAAAUUGGUUGAGGGCUUUAAAGCAUUUGAGGAGAUUCCUUUACUUGAUGUGUCCUCUUGGACUCAGAUGGCUAUAGGUUGUUUAAACUGUGGGGAGCCUAAUGUGGCACUUAAGGUCAUCGGAGAAAUGAGGAGGAAGGGUGUCAAGCCAAAUAAGUUUACUCUUGCAACAGCAUUCAAUGUGUGCGCCAAUUUAACGUCUUUGGAGGAGGGUGAAAAAAUUCAUGGCCUGAGGAUUAAACUUGGGCAUGACGUGGAUGUAUGUGUAGAAAAUGCUUUACUUGAUAUGUAUGCAAAAUGUGGAUGCAUGAGUAGUGCACUUAAGGUUUUCCAAUCAAUGGAUGAAUGGUCAGUUGUCUCAUGGACAACUAUGGUUAUGGGGUUUGCACAGAAUGGCUGUGCUAAAGAAGCUCUUGAAAUUUUUGACGAGAUGAGGCUGAAAAGAGUGGAGCCUAACUGCAUUACUUUUAUAUGUGCACUUUAUGCAUGUAGCCAAGGAGGAUUUGUUAACGAGGGAUGGAGUUAUUUCUCUUCAAUGAGCUCUCAGUAUGGUAUUGACCCUGGAGAAGAUCACUAUGCCUGUAUGGUAAGCCUUCUUGGCCGAUCAGGGUGUAUUAAAGAAGCUGAAGAGUUGAUCCAUGGCAUGCCGUUCAAACCAAGUCUGCUGAUUUGGCAAACAUUGCUUGGUGCUUGUCGGCUUCAUGGGGAUAAUGAAACUGCAAAACGUGCAGCAGAACAUGCAUUGCAUCUUGAUAAAACUGAUCCUUCAGCUUAUGUACUGUUAUCUAAUACAUUUGCCAGUUCAAAUAACUGGGACAGUGUUGGAAUAUUGAGAGAAGUAAUGGAAAAUCAGGAUGUGAAGAAAAUGCCUGGGUCCAGUUGGAUUGAACUAGACAGAAAUGAGUCAGUAACUAAAAGUCAUAGGGUAUCAAUAUGAGAAGAAAUUGGGAGAAAAGAACAUAUAGCAGCAGAAUGAGAUUUCUGUCCAUCAUCAGCAUCAGAAUGAAAGUUCUACUCUUCAUCUAUUUGAAGAAUUAAGAGAUCAGAGGUUUAUUAGGACACUUUCUAUAUGGUAUUACCAUAUCGAAGGAUAAGUGGCAGCAAUAGCCUUUUUUCCCAGGUAUGGAUGGAGCAGUGGGAGAUGAAGAGCUUUCGCAAUGAAAUCAAUCACAAGACGGCCAUUGGAGAAUCGACCUGUGGGCUUAUGGAAGUAUGUCAUACCAUAAGGCAAACUGGAAAUGUUGAAAACAGAAGUUACACCAACCUGACGAAUCCGGUUACCUGUAUCUGCAAGUGAAUCACCAAACUGGUAAAUGUAAUCAAAGCGACAUGCGGUUUCUUCGGCAGCAAAAGCCAUACAAAACAGGGAUAAAGCUACGAGAAAUGAGAAAUUUGUUGAUGAGGACAUGGUUGGUAGCAUGUUUCUGCAGGAAUUUUUUCGCUUAGUCCAUCAGUGAUGAUGGAUGUAUGUAGAUGUAUGAAGCACAAAGCACGCAAGGAAUUUAUAAUUGGGAGACUUGACAUUAACCACACGUUCCAUAAAAUAUCUUUGUUCC